CAUAAACUGUAUUCUUAUAAUCCACGAUGAUGUGAUAUACGAUGUUGUCAUGCCAAUGUCAUCCCUCCCACUCACCACACUUUCAUCCUUUGGCAGCUCGACCACAGCGUCAUUUCACAUCUGGACCUGCGGUGAUGUCUUUGAAGGUGGCCAUGCUGCUUCUGGCCGUCCUGGCUGUCCUUAGCGUCGUAGAAGCAGCGACAUCUCUUCCUGAAACAUGCAGCGGCGGUGGUGCAUUCAGUCUCUACCGUCGCCAAUCGGGGUGCGCGGUGGGCAACUGCGAGUGCUUCCCCAUUCUGUUUGAGUGCAGUCCCUUGGCGCGCGAUGGCUUGGGUGAAUGCUCACUCUCUCACACUGGCUGGAUCGUGCUCAUUGUUGCGAUCGCGCUCAACCUGGUCGUGCCCGUCGUGGCCUUCCUCAUCCAUUUGGUGCACAAGAAGAGCGCCAAGGAAGUCACGGGGCGCGAAGACCACGUCCAGACGGACCUGGAAGCAACCAGCGGCCAGCGCAAGUACAUGAUCAACUUGGCGCAGUUCCGGACGAUUGUCCCCGACACUGUCUUUGGCUUGGACCAAGCCCCCAAGAUCUUUAUGGAAACCAUGAACAAGGGGUGGGUACAGUCUCUCUGCUAUGGCUUAGUGCUGGCGUUCAUUCUCGCCAUGGCGCUGCUCAUCCCGCCGUUCAAAAUGGACGAGUCGCUGUACCCGCUCACGCGCGACACGACCGUCCAGCUCAACCGGUCGGCGUACCGCAUCGCAUCGCACUCAGACACGUCCGUGCCCCCCGGCAUCCGGUACAUCUCGAUCCAAGGCGACUUUUGCGGCGACGCGUCGUCGGCGCUUCUCGACCCGAAUGGGAAGACCGCCCUCAACGUGUCGUACGAAGUGUCGUUCACAAUCGAUAGCAACUCAAUAUUUGACAACAUUCACGGCCACAAGGUCAUCGGGUGUGUGUGUGUGGCGGCCGCGUGCCGCAUCGACGACGAGCAGUCCGACGACGGGUACGCCCCCCUCGUGUACUUCCCAUGGUACCAGGACGCGCUGCAUCCGCUGGACCUGCAAGCACAGCCACACUCGUUCGCGCUCUCGGGGGUGUUCCAAGUCGAGUCCAAGUUCAACCGCGCCGCCACCGUCCACCCGAUCCCGCACCUGGCGUUCAUCGCGCAUCACUCGUACAUUGAGCGCAUCACGGGCUUGGUCGACCUCGGCGUGUUUGUCACGGACGUCGCGGCGCUGCUCGCGUGGAUCGGACUCACGCGCGCCGCCAACGUCCUCCCCGAACGCCGUCUCAUGUUCGUCAUGCUCGUAGUCAAUUUUCUCGGAUCGUUCCCGGUCCUGUUUGUCGCGCAAAAGCUCGACCCGACGGCGUCGUGGCAGGACACUUACUUCUUCAUGCACGCGUGGUCGGCGUGCGCCAGCGGAAUUUGGCUGCUAUGCCUUCUGUUUGCCCUGGACAUGCAGCGGAAGCGGGUGUUUGGGUGUCGCUUCUACCUCGUCAAGCUCACGCUUGGCGCGGUCGUGCUGACGUCGUACAUGUUUCUCUUCUACUCGGCCACGCUGCCCACCCAGUGGAUCCAACUCACCAACUUCUUCCUCGCUAUCCUCGUCGGCUCCAUCUUUCGCGGCGUCAUGGUGGACGUCCGCAACAAGCUCCGGUACGCGUCGUACGCCGACUCGCGCCCCCAGCAGCUCACCGCGCGCUUCCUCUACACGAUCGCGCUCGCCGUCUCGUACGUGUUCUUCUUCGUCGCGCUGUUUGCCGACCCCGUGCCCCGGGUUACCAACUACCUGCCCAAGACCGCGCUGCUCACGGACACGGCGAUCCAGGUGAUCACCCGCAGCGCCACAUGGGUACUUGUCAUCAUCUUUCUGCCGCCGUUGGCCGUGGACCCGAGCGUCUACUAUACCCGCGCAGCAUCGGCCCUGCCGCGCCUGACCCAUGCGUCGAAUCGCGAGUUUGAGCUGGCCCACCUCAAGCAAGCUACCCACAGCGGCGGCACCACCACCACCCCGACGUACCACCUGUCGACGCUGUCGUGGCAGGCACCACAAGCGUUUUGCGUCGAAACUGCCUGCGCCAUGUACAACCAAGCGAUCGGCGUGUACGACGAGCCCGUGCUUAACAAGGCCACGGGGCGCUACGACAUGGCAUCGCUGGAGCAUUUUCACCAGGAUGGACUCGAGUUUGUGGCAGAAUUGUUUGACAAGGCCACCGACACGUACGGAUGGGUGAGUCGCGGCGACAAGCGCGUCGUCGUGACGUUCCGGGGCACGCAAAGCGCGGCCAACACUGUCACAGAUCUCAAGUACUUCUUCGCCGUGCCUACAUGGGAAUGCCACGACAAGCCAGACCUGGAUAAGACCCGCGUGCACGUGGGGUUUUGGACGGCGUACAUUACGGUGCAGCACCAGCUCAAGUCCAUUCUCCGCGAUACGCUCCAGGACAUGGGCGACGUCCAGAUCUACUUUACCGGUAUGUGUGUGUGUGUGUGUGUGGCCACGUCAUAAUAUGUACACGUUGACGCAUGGAUGAUGAUUCCGUGGGGUAGGACACAGUUUGGGCGGGGCACUGGCUACGCUGGCCGCGUUCGAUAUAGCCACGGACGCGACGUUCGUGUUGAAAGAGGAAGUGGUGCUCUAUUCGUUUGGCGCCCCCCGCGUCGGCAACCACGUGUUUGCCAGGGCCUUCAAGGAGUACGUGCCGAAUGCGUACCGCGUGUGCAACGACGGCGACGCGAUCGUGGGCGCGCCCAAGCGGUCGGUGCAGCUGGCGUACUUUGUCAAGAGCUUGUGCUACAAGCACGUGGGCAAGGCCGUGCUGCUGUCCACACGUGCGCAAGGGGUGUUUGUGAUCGAGCCCAAUAUUGUCGAAAUGGCGUUCAUGGCCGAGUUCCGAUACAACGCACUCGCCCACUUGGGUGGCGGGUACCAAACGAUGCUGGAAAAGGGCAUCAAGUACACGAUGCAGCCCAAGAACACUGCCACGGGCGAGAAGGCGCCGCUCUUAUAGUAACGUAGCGACCUGCGGAAGGGUGUGGGACGCCGAUGUAAUAAAUAAUGCAUGAGACGACAACAAUUUUGAUUUCAA
This is a messenger RNA of Aphanomyces astaci, 3087 nucleotides long. RefSeq lists its product as hypothetical. NCBI's taxonomy places the organism in Eukaryota, Oomycota, Saprolegniomycetes, Saprolegniales, Verrucalvaceae. The coding region runs from base 42 to 2507 and encodes 821 amino acids. The record is from RefSeq and is a predicted model, not a curated record. Gene Ontology annotation, biological process: lipid metabolic process. The transcript has 2 exons.